This is a messenger RNA of Hippoglossus stenolepis (Pacific halibut), 1726 nucleotides long. It is a transcript of the gene c17h6orf136, whose product is annotated as chromosome 17 C6orf136 homolog. Lineage: Eukaryota; Metazoa; Chordata; Actinopteri; Pleuronectiformes; Pleuronectidae. The transcript has 7 exons. The record is from RefSeq and is a predicted model, not a curated record. Bases 306 to 1592 code for a protein of 428 amino acids.
CUACAAGCUGCCGCUGCCGCUGCCACAAUUUGAGUUUGCUGUCACUCGGGCAAGGACACACAGGGCUGCAAUGACAUUGUGCAAGUUAGCUAAGUAGUCCUUACUAGCUCAUUACCACCGUUAAUCCACUGGUUACCACUAUAUAAAACAUGUCAUGGAGAUGCGCUGUCUGAACAGCUGUCGGUCUUAAGAAGGUUUUCGUCCGUAACAGGUCUCAAGGACACAGUGUCUGUGUCUUUGCAGUGUCCUCUGUGCUGUGGGUGAUGCUCUGCUGGUGACUGGGGUUGCCUUGCCCCCUGUAGUGAAUGGCUGUGAGCAGAGGUGUUGUUGCCUUCUGGAUGGGUUGUGUCGGCAGCCAUGGCAGAAGGCAACUCAUCAAAAAACAGAGCUGGACCCUAAACCAGGCAGUCAAUUGGUUUUGGAUCCCUCAGACAUGCCCCCUGAGCAGUGCAUCAUGGGCCCUGGAACCCCCCAACAGCCUGAGAUAUCAGAACAUUAAGCAGCCAGUGCUCUCCCACCCAUUCCACAAUGUCAGCCAUCUUCAGAGAGAAGGUUACUAUGAAGAGGACUUGGAGGAGUUGCUCAGCGUGUGUGUGCUGGUGCGACAGGGUGAGUCAGAUGGUCUCCACACCCUGCUGGAAAUCCCUCUGUUCAGUCACAUUAAACUCGGAGAGCUCCUCGCUCUGGGGGCUCACAAAUCGUCUGAGUUUUCCUUUCCCCUAACCAUGGUGGAUGGCAGCAGAGAGGAUGAUAUCAGCAUGGACAGCUUUAAGAAAGAAAGUGCUGAUGCUAUAACGAGAGAACAAGGCUGUUUCAGGAGCCUGUUUGAAGCAGAGAGGUGUCCAGCACCGUUCAUUUGCGGCUCCCACUAUUAUUGUUUCCAUUGUCCGGGCACAGAACCUGUGCCUUGCAGUGAGCUGAAAUCUAAGAGGCUGGGUAUUGGACUUGAUGACAAGCCUGUGGAGCUACCUCUUCUGCAUCCUACCACUCUGUGUAGCCAUACAGAGAGAGCAGAGGGUGGAUAUACUAAAGGAGACACUGAAGAAGAGGAGAAGUUGGCUGUGAUGUAUGAAAGACUGGGUAUAGAGCUUCCAAGUUUCUUUAUAAAGAACCAUGAUUACACCAUGUACUCAAAGGAUAUAGAAUUCCUCAAUGGCCUCAUGAAUACCAAGACCAGAGGACGUGUGCUGUACCAGCUCAUCCUCUCCCUGUGGCGCCUACUGUGUCUGUUUUACUACGCUGAUGCUCGGUUGGAGGUGCUGAAGCUCACCAAACACAUGGAGGACAGAAGCAUUAAGGCCCGCUGGAGGAUUAGGGGCCUGCCCUUCCACUCUGUGCUGCUGCGCUUCUAUCGCAAAGACAAAUCUCACCUUUAUAGGUCAUAUGAUGCAUUCUCUACAUUUUACAUUGGACAGGAUGGACUCAUUCAAUGUCAUAAAGUUGAAAAGAUGAUGCCAGCUCAGCCCCCUGUCGCGCCCAGGAUAACUUCCCUCAUGGCGGGGGCUCUGGUGGCUCUAGGGGUGCAGGAGCAUCGACCUGCACUCAACCUGUUGCCCCUCCUCCUUUCCUCGCUGCGACAUAGCAGAAACUAAACCAAGGAUAACCAUUGGAAGAAUAAUGGCUAGUGUAAUCAACAAUAUGUCCAAGGUUUAUGUGACUCUUCAAAGUUUCAUUAAUUUUCGACAGAGGGACACAAUAAAAAUGGGUUAAACAUUCUAUUCUAAAA